Messenger RNA from Pygocentrus nattereri (red-bellied piranha), 3585 nucleotides. It is a transcript of the gene prkg2, whose product is annotated as protein kinase cGMP-dependent 2. The transcript has 19 exons. Bases 100 to 2403 code for a protein of 767 amino acids. The record is from RefSeq and is a predicted model, not a curated record. NCBI's taxonomy places the organism in Eukaryota, Metazoa, Chordata, Actinopteri, Characiformes, Serrasalmidae. Gene Ontology annotation, molecular function: cGMP-dependent protein kinase activity; ATP binding. Gene Ontology annotation, biological process: protein phosphorylation.
UUCAAAGCCACAUCAUGCGGACUCUCCAUUUCUCUCCUCGUCUGCAGAUGAAACUUGGUGCACGGCGCUGAUCGCGGGAAGUUCUCACUUACCACCAAAAUGGGAAACGGCUCAGUCAAACUGAAUCCCUUCAUGCACGUCAACGGCUCAGCCAAAUCCAAGGUCAAUGCAGAAUCCAAUGGUGGUUCUCAGAUUCUUAGGAUGAAGGUGGAGGAGCUGGAGUCCCAGCUGAAGAAGAAGGAUGAAGAAUUGAAUGCCCAGCAACUCCAGAUCAAACAGCUGGAGGAGCAGCUAGCCCAGCAGAACCAAACUAUCACUGACAUCUCAGAUGCUUUGAGGAACAAGUGUCUCCAACUCAGCAAACUUCAGGAAGCAUUGAAAAAUCCAGGAGAUUUGGAGCUCUUGUCUUCGCCCACAAAGGCCAAGUUCAGUCAGCGUCUUAGCGGCCUGUUGCGAGAGACCCUCAACAAGAGGAAAGGAGCUAAAGCUGGAGUGUCUGCAGAACCUUCCUCCAGGACAUAUGAUUCAAGCAGCAUGCCCAAGUUCUACUUCGAGAGUGCAAGAGUCUGGAAAGAACCAAGUGUGAAGAAGCUCCUAACGGAUGCCUUGAAUAAAAAUCGGUAUCUGAAGAGACUGGAAGGACAGCAGCUCAAAGACAUGGUGGAGUGUAUGUAUGAGCGAACCUACCAGCAGGGAGAGUUUGUCAUCAAGCAAGGCGAGCCAGGGAACCACCUCUUUGUGCUGGCUGAUGGUAACCUAGAUGUCUAUCAGAACAACAAACUGCUAACUUCCAUCGCAGUCUGGACAACAUUUGGUGAAUUAGCCAUUUUAUAUAACUGUACCAGGACUGCGUCAGUCAAAGCGGCCAGCAAUGUCAGAACCUGGGUCCUCGACCGAGAGGUGUUUCACAACGUCAUGCGAAUGACUGCUGAGGCACGGCAUGAGCAGCAUCGCAGCUUCCUCAGAAGUGUUUCCCUUUUGGCCAAUCUACCAGAGGACAAGCUGACAAAGAUUGUUGACUGCUUGGAGGUGGAGUAUUAUGACAAAGGCGACUAUGUCAUCCGGGAGGGAGAGGAAGGAAACACUUUCUACAUUAUUGCCAAAGGAAAGAUUAAAGUAACCCAAAGCACAAAGGAUCACGACCAGCCACAGGUCAUCAAUACCCUUCAGAAAGGAGAUUAUUUCGGAGAGAAGGCUCUCAUCAGUGAUGAUGUCCGGUCAGCUAAUAUAAUCGCCGAUGAGGAUGGUGUAGAGUGCCUUGUGAUUGACAGAGAAACGUUCACUCAGACUGUUGGCACCUUUGAUGAAUUGAAGAAAUAUCUUCAAGGUUAUGUUGAGACUCUGGCCCGUGAUGACAAGAAGAGAAAUGCAAAGCGGUCAGGGAGCAGCACUCCUCCCAGCUCGCCCCUGUCCCUUGACUGGAUACAACUUAAAGAAAAAGAUUUUACAUCCACUAUAUCCUUCAGCCACCUGGAGAUCAUUGCCACUCUUGGAAUAGGGGGUUUCGGCAGGGUUGAACUGGUAAAAGUGAAGAAUGAGAAUGUGACCUUUGCUCUGAAGUGCAUUAAGAAGCGUCAUAUUGUGGACAACAGACAGGAGGAGCACAUUCACUCAGAAAGGGGAAUCCUGAGCGAAACCAACUCUCCUUUCAUUGUCAAGAUGUACCGCACAUUUAAGGACAGCAAGUAUGUGUACAUGCUGCUGGAGGCAUGCCUGGGUGGAGAGAUAUGGAGUCUGCUGAGAGAUCGGGGAAGCUUUGAUGAGAACACUACCAAGUUUUGUGUGGGUUGUGUGACUGAAGCAUUUGAAUAUCUCCACAACAAAGGAAUUAUCUACAGGGACCUGAAACCUGAGAACCUUAUGCUGGACUCAGAUGGAUAUGUAAAACUGGUUGACUUUGGUUUUGCCAAGAAGAUCAAGUGUGGCCAGAAGACAUGGACAUUCUGUGGAACACCUGAGUAUGUUGCACCUGAGAUCAUUCUGAAUAAAGGCCAUGGCCUCAGUGUGGACUUCUGGGCACUAGGAAUCCUAAUCUUUGAGCUUGUUACAGGAAGCCCCCCCUUCACUGGCUCAGAUCAGAUGAUGACAUACACAUUCAUCCUGAAGGGUAUGGAAAAGAUGGACUUCCCAAAGAAGAUCACCAAGAGGCCGGGGGACCUUAUUCGAAAGCUCUGCAAACAAAACCCUUCAGAGCGACUUGGGAAUAUGAAGAAUGGAAUUACAGACAUCAAGAAGCACAGGUGGUUUACUGGCUUCAGCUGGAGUGGCCUGAAAGGCAGAACUUUGACCUCCCCUCUUAAAAGAGAGGUGAAGGGGCCUACAGACCACAGCUACUUUGACAACUACCCACCUGAAGAUGAGAUUCCCCCUGAUGAACUUUCCGGUUGGGACAUGGACUUCUAACAUCCUUUCUUUUCCCCUCCCCAACUUAACUAUAUGUGAGCAAAGCCAAAACUUCUCCACCUUCCUUUUUCUUUGACAUGAAGCCAUUAGAAUCACAAUGUAUGCUACAGAGGUCUUUCACAAAGCAUGGCCUUCACUGCAAGCCAUGUUUGUGAUGGAGUAGGUGGUGCCGUGGAGGAGGCCAAGCCUACUGGGAAUGUGGCAUUUGGAUGAACUGGACCAGUGUUGUUUCAAUGAUGUCAGUAGUCUUGUUCAGUUGCGGUUCACAUGAUAAGAUGAUGACAUUAGUGUUGCUGGGUAUAUUUGCUGUUUAUCUGUCUAUUUUUGGAGAUCAGAAAUGCUAGAAAAGGUUCACCACAAAGUUCUCCCAGGAGCUUUCCCCAAGGGUUCUCCUUGUGUUUAACUUAUGGGCUACAGGCAGCACAGCAAAUUGUGUGAAACCAGAGGGAAUAUUUGCCUUUUGACAUGGCGAAAUUUUGUGGAUAAGCAAGAAGGUGAGAUAUGUUUGGUUUUGGAAGUGACCACUAGCUAACUGCCAAACCCUUGAAUGCAAUAACCACCUGUGGGUGUGAAGGCUAGAGAUGUGGCUUCAAACAAUGGACCACAGGAGAUGAGUGCAGCUGCAGUUUUCUGUAAUUCAAGCAGAGUUAUGUGAAACGUGUAUCUUUAGAAACGUGUUUACCAAGAAACAGUGUGACUUUCUAGAGCCUGCGAAGUGCUAUUUUCAGUUUCACCUGGCCUCUUCUCUUGAGCCAAAGACGUUUUCUAGUCCAGGUCUGUGAAGAUUCUUACUUGGAUUUUAAGUUACUUUUUGACCAUUUAUUGAGUUAAUAUUGAGAGAUUAUUUAUUGGGUUAAUAUUGAGAGACACAUUUUUGAUGGAUGCAAAACUGUUGAGAUGAAAAUGUAACAAAUGUAGCAUUCAAGUUUUUAUGAUCGUCUUUUGUGAAAUGUCUUUGAUCUGCAGUCUUUAGAGUAUAAAGACAUGUACGGAUGGGCUGUAAAUAAAAUGAGAUAUUGAAAGUCGAAUGUCAUUGUGUGGACACUGAGACAAUAUUGAUGUGAGCUCAUUACACGCAUCAUGUCCUAUGAUACAGGACCCUAUAUACCAGCCUUGGUUACAUAACGAUUGCAUAAUGACAGUGAGGCAAACUGCUUAUUCGAUUGACUGAAUAUUAUAGCA